CCGGCGCCGCGGGCCGAGGUGAGCGCGCGUGGGCUGGUCAGGCCUGGCCGCGGCAGCCCGGUGUCUGGCCUGGCGCCGCCCGCGUCCGCGCCGGACUCGGCCGGAACUCCGGGAGCGGCGGUCGGGCCGGCGGACGCGCGCCCGAGUGCCCGGGAGCGCGCGCGGGGAACGCGGCGAGUGCGGGGGAGGGGCGGCGGGGCUGUGAGUGGACUCUGGGGUCGUGGAGACCCGGUACCCCGGACCGGGCCCUGCGUCCCUGAGCCUGUGGGCCCCUCCGGACUCUCCGGCCACGUCUCUGGACUGGGACCGAAAAGGGGCCCCUCCCUCCUGCCUUCCCCAAAAGGCUUGAAGUGAGCCUCGGGAAGAGGGAACCCGGAUGGGCUGAUGCCCGGAGUCUCUUUCCCGGCGCUGUCGGCGUCGUGGGCGGAGGGUGGAGAACGCAGUGGGCAGCACUGCCCGGCGCCUGGCAGGCCUGGAUCCCCCCUGGCCUCCGGGGCGCUAAAUGCCUGUAGCUUCUCCUCCCCUCCAGCCCUUUGUGACAGCUCCCAAAUCCGCCCCCCAAAUUCAAAGGUUUGCAGCUCUCCUCCCCAGAGCACAGGCUUAGAGCUUCCUGGGUUUGAAUUUGGCCGCCGCUGUGAGCCUCAGAGGUUGCCGACCUGUACACUGUAAUACCUUGCUGGGUAAUUGUGAGGAUUAGACACGACUUGAACCGGGCCUAAUAAGGAGCUGAUGCAUAGUGUUAAAGAAAAAGUUCUCAGAGACUCGUUAAAAACGAAGAUGCACGGUUGCCUCCGAGGCUUCUCAGGCAGGGCGUGUGAAUUUGUCCUUUCUGAAAGUGCGUCCCUCUCAUCUGCAUAGCAUCACUGUCACUCCCCCUCCAGUGUCCUUGUGAGAGGCUCUGUGAAGACCUGGUUCUCCCAGGGACAACUCCGUCCCAGAAGCACGUCACCUAAAAGGACUUGCCAAGCCAGACGAUGCCCGUGGAGCUGGGGCAGGCUCCAGUCCUGCUGCCGCCACUGGCCAAGGCCAAGGAGUCCGCGUUCUCUGGACCAGAUGCCACCCCUCGCGGGGAGCCCUCCAGCUCUGAGACUGCACGCCAGCUUUUCAGGCAGUUUCCUUACCAGGUGAUGUCCGGGCCCCACGAAACCCUGAGACAACUUCGGAAGCUCUGUUCCCAGUGGCUGCAGCCAGAGGUUCACACCAAGGAGCAGAUCCUAGAGAUCCUGACGUUGGAGCAGUUCCUGACCAUCCUGCCCGGGGAGAUCCAGAUGUGGGUGCGGAAACAGUGUCCAGGCAGCGGGGAGGAAGCAGUGACCCUUGUGGAGAGCUUGAGGGGGGACCCCCAGAGGCUGUGGCAGUGGAUCAGCAUCCAAGUUCUGGGACAGGAAGUCUUAUCACAGAAGGCGGAGCCUGAAAGCUGCCCACUGGGGGAAGCGGAGGCCCACGUUGAAGUGCCUCAGGAGCUGGGGCUUCAGAACUCAGCCUGCCGGUCUGGGGAGCCACUGAGCCACAUCGUGAAAGAGGAGGCCGACUCGGAACACGGACUAGCCCUGGCUGCCUCCCCACUUCCUGCCCGACCUGAGGAAAGGCUCAUCAGAGACCAAGACUUUGGAGCCUCCCUUCUCCACACAGCACCUCAGGAGCAGUGGAGGCACCUGGAUUCCACUCAAAAGGAGCAGUACUGGGACCUCAUGCUGGAGACUUACGGGAAAAUGGUCUCAGGAGGCAUUUCCAAUCCCAAGCAUGACCUGACUGAUCCAGCUGGGUUUGGGGCAGAACUGACAGGACCACACCUGCACAUCAGCGAGAAGAUCCCAAGACCCACCUGCAUAGGGGACAGACAGGAGAAUGACAAAGAGAACUUAAACUUGGAGAACUACAGGGACCAGGACCCUCAAGCCUCAGGAGAGCCUCCUCAGACUUCCCUGAGUGGCCUCUUCAGCAAGGAUGAGCCGAGAUGCUUUGGAGAAGGAGAGAAUCUCCCCGAGGCCCAGGAGAACCUUCAUGGUGAGGGGACAGGGGCACAGCUCUCUCGCCGAGAGAGGAGUUCCGGGACACAGCUGGGUCAGCAUCCGCCGCCUCUUCCCGGAGAGCCGUCCGCGCCGUGGCUGGAGGGGAAGAGAGAGGCCUCCCCGCGACGGCAGCCGAGAGCCCCCAUGGCCCAGAGACUCCCUACCUGCAGGGAGUGUGGGAAAACCUUCUACCGGAAUUCCCAGCUGGAUUUUCACCAAAGAACUCACAGUGGAGAGACGUACUUUCAGUGCCCCACCUGCAAAAAAGCCUUUCUGCGGAGUUCAAACUUCGUGAAGCAUCAGCGAAUCCACACGGGCGAGAAGCCCUGCAAGUGUGAUACGUGUGGGAAGGGCUUUAGCGACUUCUCGGGGCUGCGCCACCACGAGAAAAUCCACACGGGGGAGAAGCCCUACAAGUGCCCCAUCUGUGAGAAGAGUUUUAUUCAGAGAUCCAACUUUAAUAGGCAUCAGAGGGUUCACACGGGAGAGAAACCCUAUAAGUGCUCCCGCUGUGGGAAAAGUUUCAGCUGGAGCUCAAGCCUUGCCAAACAUCAAAGAUCCCAUUUGGGAAAGAAGCCCUUUCAAUAGCCAAGCUCUCUGAGCCCAUGUCUGUCUCCCCGUCCAUUUAAAAAUACUUGGCGGGCUUCCCUGGUGGUGCAGUGGUUAACAAUCCGCCUGCCAAUGCAGGGGACACGGGUUCGAGCCCUGGUCCGGGAAGAUCCCACAUGCCGCGGAGCAACUAAGCCCUUGUGCCACAACUACUGAGCCUGCAUUCUAGAGCCCGCGUGCCACAACUACUGAAGCCCGUGCGCCUAGAGCCCGUGCUCCACAACAAGAGAAGCCACCGCAAUGAGAAGCCCACGCACCGCAACGCAGAGUAGCCCCCGCUCGCCGCAACUAGAGAAAGCCCACGUGUAGCAACAAAGACCCAACGCAGCCAAAAAUAAAUAAAUUUAUUUUAAAAAAACAAACAAACUUGGCUCCAUCCGGAGAAAUUGCAUCUCUUAGAAAAUAUCCCUGUUCUCUCAUUUUUUCAUGGAUUGGAGAGGAGAGACUGGGACAUGGUUUUAGACGCGGAGGAUAUCUCGGCCUCUGGAUCGGAUUUCACGCAGGUUGACUUUCUUCUGCAUCAGGAGAAAGAAAAGUCUUCACCUUUUCAGCUCAUCUCUUCUCUUGGACCCCUUGGGGAAAAUGUGUCAUUUGGAGGUCCCGUUUUAGGAGUGGUCUCUGGGAAGGGUUUAACUGGAUUAGCUGCAGCUGCUGCUGGGAAGAACCUCAGAUCCGCCCUUUAGAACUGUGGUCCUAGAGCAGGUCUUCUGUUCCAGAGGGGGGAGCGUAGAGGCCAGUGAGCUCAAGUGUGGUCUUUGUCAUAAAGGUGCAAAGCUAACUCCAAGCGUCCCUUGUUUUCAAUAAACUUGGUGGU
This is a messenger RNA of Eubalaena glacialis (North Atlantic right whale), 3435 nucleotides long. RefSeq names its product zinc finger protein 18 (gene ZNF18). Gene Ontology annotation, biological process: regulation of transcription by RNA polymerase II. The coding region runs from base 975 to 2600 and encodes 541 amino acids. Gene Ontology annotation, molecular function: RNA polymerase II cis-regulatory region sequence-specific DNA binding; DNA-binding transcription factor activity, RNA polymerase II-specific. The transcript has 7 exons. The record is from RefSeq and is a predicted model, not a curated record. NCBI's taxonomy places the organism in Eukaryota, Metazoa, Chordata, Mammalia, Artiodactyla, Balaenidae.